UUCCUUCACUUUCCAAUUUUGGUUUAUUAAAUUUAAAGCUUCGAUUCUCUUUCUAAAGCUAAACUUAAACAACUUUUCUUUUUAUUAAUUAUUAAUUCCACUAAAUUUUUAUAUAUACUGACUAGUUACUGGUUACUACCAUUUGUAGCGCCAUAGCUAAGUACAAACCUCUUCAACUUGCCAGAUACCUUCUAUUUUUCAUAUCUCAAUCUGAAGCGGGCGAAUUUGGAGUGGCUGCUGGGCUAGAAAGAUGAUGAUGAUGAUGAUGAUGAUGGGUGACCGGUUUUUCUGUCAAAUUCUCUUUUCUUUUCUUUGUUUUUUAUAUUUAGCAACUAGUUCUUCUGGGAACAGUGAACUGGACGUGCUACUGAAGCUCAAGACAGCCAUGACCGGCCCAACAGGUUCGGGACUUGACGAUUGGAAACCAUCUUCGUCGUACUGUUCCUUUUCUGGAGUCACGUGCGACAACGAGUCACGUGUGACCGCACUCAACGUUACAAACGUCCCUCUGUUCGGUCACUUACCACCGGAGAUAGGGAGUUUGAGCAAGCUCGUGAACCUCACUAUCGCCUGCGACAAUCUCACCGGGAGACUUCCGGCGGAGAUGGCUAACCUCACGUUCCUCAGGCAUUUAAACAUCUCCAACAAUGUCUUCAGCGGCAUGUUCCCUGGAGAAAUCACGCUCGGGAUGACGGAGCUAGAAGUUAUCGACAUUUACGACAACAAUUUCACUGGUCCAUUACCGAUUGAGAUUAUUGGGCUUAAAAAACUGAAGCAUCUUCAUCUCGGUGGAAACUACUUCUCUGGAAACAUUCCGGAAAACUACUCCGAGAUUAAGAGCUUGAAGUAUUUGGGUCUCAAUGGUAACAGCCUCACCGGGAAGUUCCCGGCCAGCUUUGCUCGGUUGGAAAAUCUCGAAUUUAUGUACGUUGGGUACGAUAACAAUUACGAUGGCGGUAUUCCUCCCGAGUUGGGUUCCAUGACCUCACUUAAACUGUUGGAUAUGGGUGGCUGUAACCUCACCGGCGAGAUACCCAUAAGUCUGAGCCAGUUGAAGAAUUUGCACUCUUUGUUUUUACAGAUAAACCGUCUCACAGGCCAUAUACCUCCGGAGCUUUCUGGUUUAGAGAGCCUGAUGUCUUUAGAUCUCUCGAUCAACGAGCUGACGGGAGAGAUACCAGCGAGUUUCUCUGAGUUGAAGAACUUGACGCUAAUCAAUCUGUUCAGGAACCGUUUUUUUGGUACCAUCCCCGAGUUCAUAGGUGAGCUUCCACAUCUUGAGGUGCUUCAGAUAUGGGAUAACAACUUCACGUUUUAUCUUCCGGAGAGUCUUGGCCGAAACGGAAAGCUUUUGGACUUGGACGUUACCAACAACCACUUGACUGGACUCAUUCCACGUGAUUUGUGCAAAGGUGGAAGAUUAAGGACACUCAUUCUGAUGCAAAACUCUUUCUUCGGAACGAUUCCUGAUGAACUCGGGCAGUGCACAUCGCUCACGAAAAUCCGAAUUGGUAAGAACUUUUUCAAUGGAACCAUUCCAACUGGGAUUUUCAAUUUACCUAACGUAACCAUUAUUGAGCUCAAUGAUAAUUUUCUGUCCGGAGAACUUCCCUCUCGAAUGUCGGGCGAUUCGCUAGGGCUUUUGGUGCUUUCCAACAAUUGGAUUUCCGGGAAAAUCCCUCCUGGGAUUGGGAAUCUCAAGAUUUUGCAAAUUCUUUCCAUUGAACAUAACAGGUUGUAUGGUGAAAUUCCCAGUGAGUUAUUUGGUUUAAGUGCGUUAACGAGGAUCAAUGUCAGUGCCAAUAAUCUUAGCGGUGAAAUUCCGAUAUCAAUUUCGAGUUGUGCUUCCCUCAAUGCCAUUGAUUUUAGCGAGAACAGUUUGGUCGGUGAAGUCCCUAGAGGGAUAUCUAAGCUCAGUGAUUUAAGUAUUCUAAACUUCUCCAAAAACCAUCUCACUGGCCAAAUCCCCGACGAAAUCCGAUCCAUGACGAGUCUCACUACUCUUGAUCUCUCUUACAACGAUUUCAUUGGCGGAGUUCCAGUAGAUGGACAGUUUAUGGUAUUCAACGACACGUCGUUUGUUGGGAACCCAAAUCUCUGUCCGCCACGUCAUCCCCUGUGUCCAUCUGUACGGAAUGGAGCCGGAGCCCCGAGUGGAGGCAAGAGGGUCUUGAGUCCAACCCAGCUCAGCAUCACUCUCAUCGCCCUCGCCACUGGCCUUCUAGUGGUUCUCCUCACACUGUACCGAAUACGUAAGAAGAAGCUUCAAAAAUCCAGGGCGUGGAAGCUCACCGCCUUCCAGCGGCUCGAUUUCAAAGUCGAGGACGUACUCGAGUGCGUUAAGGAAGAAAACAUCAUAGGCAAAGGUGGUGCAGGGAUUGUUUACCGUGGGUCGUUGCCUUACGGCGCUGAAGUAGCGAUCAAGAAACUGUAUGGUCGCGGGGGGUCCGAUCAUGGGUUCUCGGCCGAAAUUCAAACGCUGGGGCAAAUCAGGCACAGGAAUAUUGUGAGGCUUUUGGGUUACGUUUCGAAUAAAGACACGAAUUUGUUGCUGUACGAGUACAUGCCUAAUGGGAGCUUGGGGGAGUUACUGCAUGGUUCAAAAGGAGGACGUUUAGAGUGGGAGACAAGGUACAAGAUCGCUGUUGAAGCAGCCAAAGGACUCUGUUAUCUCCACCAUGACUGUUCGCCUUUGAUCAUCCACAGAGACGUGAAGUCCAAUAAUAUCUUGCUGGACUCUGAUAUGGAGGCCCAUGUUGCUGAUUUUGGGCUUGCUAAGUUUUUGAGGGACGCAGGAGCUUCUGAGUGCAUGUCUUCUAUUGCUGGCUCAUAUGGUUACAUUGCUCCAGAGUACGCUUAUACGCUGAAAGUGGACGAGAAAAGUGACGUGUACAGCUUCGGAGUGGUGUUGUUGGAGCUGAUUGCUGGAAGGAGACCCGUCGGGGAUUUCGGGGACGGAGUGGACAUUGUGCGAUGGGUCGGUAAGACUACGUCGGAACUAGCUCAGCCGUCCGAUCAGGCUUCGGUUCUGGCAGUGGUGGAUCCUAGGCUUCACAACCCCUCACUGACAGGUGUCAUUCAUCUGUUUAAGAUUGCCAUGAUGUGUGUUCAAGAUGAAAGUUCUGCUAGGCCCACCAUGAGAGAAGUGGUUCACAUGCUCACUAAUCCUCCUCGCAUUGCUCCAACUACAACCCGGUUUAAUCUUUAAUGAUUAAACAUAACUAUCCUGUCUCUGACUGCAAUUGCGACUGCAAACUAUAAAUAUAUAUAUAUAUAUAGACUACUUUUUUGUUUUUUGAGUAAAUAAAAUGCUAAUUACCAAAACGUAUUAUAAUAUUUUGUCAAAAAAAAAAUGUUGUAGUUUGUCUCAAGGUAAUUAAACAUUUAAGCAUUUUGUCAUUGUUAUAUAGUGUAUAAUAUUUGUAAAACCUUUUAUUGACUAACUUUAAUUUAGACAUAAUAUUUUAAAAUUAUUGAGGAAAAUUAGUAGCA
Molecule: messenger RNA, 3492 nt
Organism: Humulus lupulus (European hop)
Lineage: Eukaryota; Viridiplantae; Streptophyta; Magnoliopsida; Rosales; Cannabaceae
Product: receptor protein kinase CLAVATA1
Exons: 2
Coding region: 251-3208 (985 amino acids)
Biological process (GO): protein phosphorylation
Molecular function (GO): protein binding; ATP binding; protein kinase activity
Source: RefSeq, a predicted model, not a curated record